UCUUUGCUUUUCGUAGUUGUGUAAAACUAAGCUGGGGGCGCUGGUGUAGAAGGGCUGGGCUAUUGUUUAAGAAGUUUGAAGAACAGGAUGUAAUCAGUUGUGACUAGGGAGCCCAGGGGAGCGUUAGCAUACAACGGCCUUCUCGGUCUCCGUCGAAAUGGAAGGUAAAGGCAAUAAGAGGAUUCGAAGGGAGCCGCCUGAGUCCGCGUGGACUUCCCAGACGGAUAAGACCGUGGACACAGCCUCCGAACUGAAAAGCGUGUCCGAUCUCCAGCCCCAUCCCGCUGUAGAGCCCGAGCCCGAGGCCGAGGCCCUGGCCGAUCGCCAGCUGCAGCCCGCUGUAGAGCCCGAGGCCGAGGCCCUGGCCGAUCGCCAGCUGCAGCCCGCUCUCGAGGGUGAUCCCCAGCCACAGCCCGAGGUUGAGGCAAAUGUCGACGAUGAAGACGAAGAAAAUGACAAUGAAGACGAAGACGCGGAAGAGCCCGAAGGCUUGAUCGCGGCCGCGCUCUCUCUCGCGAUCCAGCAAUCAGGCGGCGCCCUGGUCGCCUACCUGGAAGCGCGUCGCCGGGCCACCAAUCCCCGGCUCCAUCUGCCGCCGCCGGUGCUGCGCGGCCCAGGGUCGCCGUGCGCGGUGUGGAUGACCGCCGCGGAAGUGUACUCUGCCAAUGCCAGCACGUUGGCCGUGAGAUACAAUCCGAACGGCUUAUUUGUGGGACGCGCGACGCAUCACGGCUAUCUCUUGCCGGCGAUCGUCGAUGACAUCAUGUUCUGCUGCUACGUUCACUGGGCAGGAGAUCUGAGAAUCACUCACAACUUCGAGGUGUUGAUCGUGCGGCGAGGGACUGUUGCGUGGAUGCCGGCGCGGGGCAGCGACGUGCCGGAGCAAGCCUUCCCUGUGGGGAUGACACCGACCAGGGAUAUUGUGUACGUGGCGCGCGUGUUCCAGUCCGGCCGCUGGCGCUUGGGCAGAAUUAUGCCAAACGAAGGCGCCUGUGUCUUGCUGUGUAAUGGUGUGGAGAUCGCAGUCGAAGAGUAUGAAGUGCUGUCUCUCACUCUAUAAGAAGACAAGCUUCCGCGACUGGAAGCUACAAUGGUCACAGAUGGGACAUCCUAGAUUGAUAUAAGAAAUAUUGGGACAGGUUUCAAAUAUUAGGGUUAAAGGUUUUUUUAUCAUAAAAUUUUAAAAUUUUAAUUCUUAUGAUCAAAUUAAAUAAUCUCAUACAGUUAUAUAAUCAGAGCACACAUUUUACGGGUAAGGUAUUAAAACAAUGUUAUGCUCCUCAGAAAGAUAAUUUUAUGGUUUUACGUACUACUUUGGGUUUAGCUGUUACUAUUAGCAAUGAGUAUAAAAAUGGCAAUAUACAUGUAAUGAGUAUAUUUUACGUUAUAUUUACAUUGACACGCUGAUAAUGCUAUUGUUCAGCAGGUUUUGGGAUAUAUAAUAUUAUUUUAAAACACGUGUGCAUUAUAUAUCGUUUUGCCACGAAACAUUAUGUACGCUACAUUUUUCACAAUAAAGAAAUUAAUAAUAAUUAGGACUUUAAUGAUACUUGUUUU
This is a messenger RNA of Gryllus bimaculatus (two-spotted cricket), 1557 nucleotides long. The record is from the annotation of a GenBank genome assembly. NCBI's taxonomy places the organism in Eukaryota, Metazoa, Arthropoda, Insecta, Orthoptera, Gryllidae.